AUGUCCCGAUUUGCCCCGGCAGCAGGGUCCAAGCUCACUCUCGCCUCGACGCUACCACUAAUCGACGGCAGCACCAUGCCCCGCUUUGGCAUCGGAGCGUGGGAAAUGACGGGCCCCUCGACCGUCACCGCACUUCGUUCUGCUGUCGAGUCCAUCGGGUACAAGCACAUCGACACGGCGCAAUACUACCGCAACGAGUCCUACGUGGGGCAGUACGCCCGGGAGUCCGGUAGGAGAGAAGAGUUGUUCAUUACGACCAAGACAUUCAGUAAGGGCGCUAGUGCUGCGAAGACCAUCGAGAGGAGUCUGGAGGCGGCAGGAUUGGAGUAUUGGGACUUGGUGCUCAUUCAUGCUCCGGAUGGGGGAAAGAAGGCGAGGCUCGAGGCCUGGGAAGGGUUGAGUGAACUGGUGCCGCACAAGGUCAAGAGGCUAGGCGUGAGCAACUACGGGGAGCAUCACAUUAAGGAGCUGCUGGAUAGCAAGCCGAGAGUGCUGCCUGUGUGCAACCAGAUCGAAUGCCACCCCUUCUUCGCGCAACGCUCCCUCCGCUCCUACUGCGAGUCGCAGGGCAUCGUCUGUCAAGCGUACUGUCCCCUCGCUCGCCAAGAGUACGACUCGGAUCCAACGCUCCAAUCUGUCGCUCAGUCGGCAGGCAAGACGGUUGCACAGGUGAUGUUGCGGUGGUCCAUCCAAUCUGGGCUUGUUCCACUGCCGAAGAGUAGUAAUGAGGGGAGACAGAGGGAGAAUGCUGAGGCGCUGGCGGGUGGGUGGGAGUUGACAAAGGAGCAGAUGGAGACGCUUGAUGGCUUGGACAGGGGUAAGAGCGGCGCCGUCGAGGUGCAGACGAUGAGUCAAGAGGCACCUUGA
Messenger RNA from Jaminaea rosea, 867 nucleotides. Its product is annotated as Aldo/keto reductase. Bases 1 to 867 code for a protein of 288 amino acids. Lineage: Eukaryota; Fungi; Basidiomycota; Exobasidiomycetes; Microstromatales. The transcript has 2 exons. The record is from RefSeq and is a predicted model, not a curated record. Gene Ontology annotation, molecular function: oxidoreductase activity.